This is a messenger RNA of Oenanthe melanoleuca, 466 nucleotides long. RefSeq names its product methylosome protein 50-like. Gene Ontology annotation, cellular component: methylosome. Lineage: Eukaryota; Metazoa; Chordata; Aves; Passeriformes; Muscicapidae. Gene Ontology annotation, biological process: oocyte axis specification. The transcript has 2 exons. The record is from RefSeq and is a predicted model, not a curated record. The annotation marks the transcript as partial. Gene Ontology annotation, molecular function: protein binding.
UGGGACACCCGAUGCCCCAAACCAGCUACCCGAAUUGUUUGCCGUGCCUGUAAUUACCUCCCUACCUCAGUCUUGUGGCAUCCACAGAAAAGUGACAUCUUUGUCUUGGGUGAUGAAAGUGGAAGAGUUGCACUGGUGGACACAAAGAAUCCUGAGUCUGCCCUCAGCGCUGAUGUGCACUCCCAAGGCAUCACAGGCUUUGCUUUCUCUGCACACAGUUCACCCUUACUCGCUUCCAUCAGUGAAGACUGUUCAGUUGCUGUUCUUGAUUCAGACCUCUCAGUGUUCAGAAACCGUUCUCAUCGAGACUUUGUCAAAGGCUUGUCCUGGUCUCCUUCAGAUGAUGCCUUGCUCACUACAGUUGGAUGGGAUCAUCAGGUUAUACAUCACACUGUCCCCCUCCAGCUGCUGAACCUUCUGGAAUCAACUGUGUAAAAGAAUAGUUUUAUAAACUCGCGGUCCAAGU